GAUCCUCCCUUUGCUCCUCGCCGCUAGCCAUACGGAAAAUCUAAAGUGGUAAUAAGCCAACGCGUUUUGAGUUUCCCAGUCAGUCGGUUCUCGCGUUGGCAAAGACCAGCCGAACGAAGCUGAUCUCUUUUAUUCCACGGAAAGAUGCCACCCGGACAUAAACGGAAAAAAUGUACAGCUUACAACGAAUAGUUGGAUACAGGACAGUCAUUCUUCUCCUUUACCAUGAACCUGAUUUCGAGAUGAACCUCGCAUUGAUACUACAGCUUUUUGCCCUGCUAUUUCUCUCGGAUUUAAUAGUAACAACCGUGGGCGCGGUUUUCUUCUCAUCCUUAUUUUCGCUGCCGAAAGUGAAAAUUAACUUCCAACCGCCGAAAACUAAACAGAAGCCACAUAUCAUCAUUAUUCUUGCUGAUGACUUGGGUUGGAACGACGUAAGCUUUCACGGAUCGGAUCAAAUUCCUACGCCGAACAUCGACGCCCUUGCAUACAAUGGUAUCAUCUUAAAUAAUCAUUACGUUCCGGCAUUGUGCACGCCAAGCAGAUCCGCUUUGAUGACUGGAAAAAACCCGAUUCAUCUGGGUAUGCAACAUUCUGUCCUCUAUCCAUCCGAACCACGAGGGCUUCCUCUAAGUGAGAAACUAUUACCGCAGUAUUUACAGGAGAUAGGCUAUAAAACACACGCUGUGGGAAAAUGGCAUUUAGGAUAUUUCAAAAAACAAUAUACUCCGACGUAUCGUGGAUUUGACUCACACUUUGGAUAUUGGAACGGUCUUGAGGAUUAUUACACUCAUAUCGCGCAAGAACCGGAUCCACUAUAUAAAGAGUUCAGAGGCUUCGAUAUGAGGCGAAAUCUAACAGUGGCAUGGGACACUGCAGGAAAAUACGCUACCGAUCUGUUCACAAACGAAGCUGUACGACUGAUUAACGAACACAAUACUGAAUGUCCAAUGUUUCUAUACCUAGCUCACUUAGCUGUCCAUAAGGGCAAUGAAAAUCAACUACUACGAGCACCGGACGAAGAAAUCGCCAAAUUUUCAUACAUUCGCGACCCGGAAAGAAGAAUCCAAGCAGCCGUUGUAUCGAAAUUGGACCAAAGCGUCGGCGAUGUGAUGGACGCACUGCGAAGUCGCGGCAUGUUGGAAAAUAGCAUAGUAAUCUUCAUGAGCGACAACGGUGCACCAACCAACGGUAUACUGAGCAAUCAAGGCAGCAAUUACCCUCUUCGUGGCAUAAAGAACAGUCCAUGGGAAGGUGGAACGAGAGGAGUCGCAGCUAUCUGGAGUCCCCUGAUUAGAAAAUCUAAAAGAGUGUCGAAUCAAAUGAUGUUCAUGUCCGAUUGGCUACCUACGCUUCUAUCUGCAGCAGGAGUGGACAGGAUACAACUCGGAAACAUCGAUGGAUUCGAUCUCUGGCCAUCCUUAGUGUCGGACAAAAUCAGUCCCAGAUCCGAAAUAGUGAUCAACAUCGAUGACCUCGCUGAUUAUGUUGCUAUUAGACGAGGCGAUUUUAAAUAUAUCAUCGGCCGGACUGAAACUGGUAUCGCCUGGCUUGGGGCAAGUGGAGACCCAUCCGAGGGCGUUUCCCCUCGAUACGAUCCUUACAAUGUGUUGUACAGCAAAACUGGUGUCGCUAUUUCUGGUAUUAUUACCGCUAAACAAGCGAUGGAACUAAACGAAAAGAAAAAAGAAAACAUAAAAAUCAUGUACGAUACUUCCUCAAAAACCAAUUUUCAAGAGGAGAUACUUACCAGCGAGGACAUUAUCAAAAUGCGAAAGAAAGCACAGAUAAAGUGUAACGUUACAGAGAGAGAUAAGAUCCCUUGCGAGCCAAUGAUAGCACCAUGUCUCUUUAAUAUAAAACAAGAUCCUUGCGAAAUGGUGAAUCUUGCUGAGAGAAAUCCUGUGAUUUUAGCUAUAUUUCAAACGAUUCUUAUUAGGCACAGAUUAACCAUGAUACCUCCUAGUAAUUUGGAUGGAGAUCCUAGAUCGGAUCCAUCGCUUUGGAAUAACACCUGGACCAGUUGGGCCGAACCUAAUCCAUUAAUGCUCGCUUAUACGAAUAUUAAGCAGCCUGAAUAUUACACCGAUCGAACGAUCGCAGUAAUGUCUAUCAUUUGUUGUUUUUUCCUCAUUGGAGCAAUCAUUGCUUUUAAUUCUAAGAGAACUAAUUCGAACAACUUGCGGAAUCCUGAAUAUCAGAAUUAUCAUGAAGGAGUCACUUGUACUAUAGAUAACAGCGAAGUAACAUUUUCUAGUGUUGUACCAGAUACAAGACGAAAUGAUACGCCUAGACACGAAGAUAUAAAUUGACAUCUUCGAACGAGAUACACGAGCGCUAAACCUCUUUUAAUUACCGUAAAAAUUUAUUAUACUCGUCGUACUCUUUUACAAAGAUAUUAAUAAUGUUCUAUUUGAAUUGUUAAUUGUUCUAUCGAAUAGUUAAACUACAUACGAUACUUGUUCAUUUAGAAAUUCAUGAAAUGUAUUGAAUGAAAGCGUGUACAGAAGUUUCACGGUUUUUAUCUCGUGUCAUCUCGUUCUUUACUUUCCUAUAGAAAAUGUGAUCCAUACGAUAUACAGAAGUAUUAUAUCGUUAAUAGGAUGACAACGAUAAAAUACAAAUUCCAGGUUUAAAGGUACCGCUUGUUCAGUAAGUUUGUUGUACUUUGAGAAAAAUUCAUCGAAUAAUUCGCAACAUUUGUAAAUAGUCGACAAUCUUAAUUAAUGCUUACGAAAUAUUCAUACUGAUUAAAAACAAAAAUUACACCUAGAUUAUAUCACUUCUAACAGAAUUAAACACACGCGCACGUGUGUUCAUUUAACUAAGAUCUGUCACAUGAAUGAUCAACAAUAAAAACACUUUUAUGAAUAAAUA
Molecule: messenger RNA, 2877 nt
Organism: Bombus pascuorum
Lineage: Eukaryota; Metazoa; Arthropoda; Insecta; Hymenoptera; Apidae
Product: arylsulfatase B-like
Exons: 9
Coding region: 171-2312 (713 amino acids)
Source: RefSeq, a predicted model, not a curated record